This is a messenger RNA of Python bivittatus (Burmese python), 1762 nucleotides long. RefSeq lists its product as uncharacterized. Gene Ontology annotation, cellular component: endoplasmic reticulum membrane. The record is from RefSeq and is a predicted model, not a curated record. NCBI's taxonomy places the organism in Eukaryota, Metazoa, Chordata, Lepidosauria, Squamata, Pythonidae.
AGGAGGAGCAGCCCAAGGACCUGGUCUUCAGAAGCCAGUGGCUUUGUUUAGAGGCAGAGCAGAAACUGCUGUUGCUGUUUAACUUCAGUAUCUCCAGAGAAAGAGGAAGACCCUUUCUCAGAGCAUUCCUCUUCCCUCAAGCUUACACUUUUGACUCUCUUUGCUUGACGACACUCCAAAUUCUGUUUAGGCAAAGAAAUGCAGAUACAGCAUCUGGGAGAUCUGGAUGGACUUGGGCCAUCUUUGGACGCAGAAACAAUGGCCGCUUCAGAAGGAGAAUCAGAAAGAAUGGUGAAUGAAAGAAGCCAAAGCUGUGAUAGCAAAGCCAGACCUUCUGUGGUGCGAUCCCAAGAGCCAGCAAAGAGUAGCAGCCCAGGGAGCAGAGUCCAAGCAGUGCACUUCAAAGACAGUGGUGACAGUGAUGAAGAAUCAGAUUCCUCUGAGGAUGCACUGAAUACCUCACUGGUGGAGCUUUCUGUGCUUCAGAGGCUGGGUUUGCAUAGGGUGGCUUUGACAGAGCAAGACGUGGAGGCAGCUUUUGCGCACUUAGCCUUGGCUUUCCGUUGCGAUAUGUUUACCCUGAGACAGCGAAUGCAGAUAGAAGAGCGAGCAUGGAACACAGCAGAAGAGAAUAUUCAGCAGGAGUUGGCAGAAUGUCGGGCAGUGUUGCAGAAGUUGGAUCAGGCCUGUUUGGAUCCCAAGUGCAAGGAACUGGUUGAACACUUACAGAACAGCCUAGCAAUUCUGGCAGGAACAAUUGAACGGGCAACAAGUGCAGCAGAGAAAUUAGGAGCUGUCCAUCAGGAAGCUCGCAUGAGUCGGGCUGCAGAAGUGAUGGUGCAACAUGUGGAGAAUCUGAAACGGCAUCACCUGAGGGAGCACGCAGAGUUGGAGGAUAUGAAGAGGCUGAUCCAGCAGAACUCCCGAAACCGGCAGUUAGCAGAAAACAGGGAUGAUGGUGAGCAGAGACUGAAGUAUCCUCUAGCGCGAAUUUUUCAGCAGGGUUCAGCUCGGCGUCGAGUCAGCAUUGCAGUUGUACCCAGACUGAUGCAGUUUCAUAGCUCUGAAAAUGGGCAAGCCCUUGAGGGAGAAGUGGUUAAGCGAAUGAUAGUCAAAGAGGAAAGUCCAGAAAGACAGUCCCAUUUCUCCCAAGAAGACCCUGCAGAGAAUCACCCGAUCCUGCAUCCAGGCCCUUCCAGCUUCUCACAGCAAAGCCUGCAAGAAGCAAAUAGCAGCCACUGUAGCAGGGAAAGAAGCCAUUGUGCAGAAAGGAGAGAUUCAGAACUUAGAAGCAGAAGCCACACUGGCAAAAGUCUAGAAGAUCCCAAUGAAGGAUUGGGUACUGAGGAGGCAAAUAAGGAAUGUGAAGAACUGGAAGAAAAUGUUCUGCUGGCGAAAAGACCUAAAUUGGAGCUUUGCAGAGCCUGGUUCUCCAUACCCACCUACUACUGGGUUGUAUUAUGGAUGUUUUUCCUGGGGAUUGCUUGUCUUGUUCUAAUCUGGAUCCUGGAGCUACAGAAACAAUGUUCAUUUACGACCUCUGAUUGUUAGACCCAGAAGGCACAGAACUUUACAUCAUCGAAAUCAGAUUUUGCUUAUGGAAAAAUAAAAAUGGAAAACACUAUGGAUGUAUAUUUGUGAUCAGUGUGCCCUAAAGGCCUAAGACAUAGUCCUACCUAGUCCAACCAGGCCCUAAGAUAUGGUCCCACCCAGCUGAAAUGUCCUGGAAAACUUCACAAAUAGUUAUGACUACUUUUGUUUU